This is a messenger RNA of Aphis gossypii (cotton aphid), 1585 nucleotides long. It is a transcript of the gene Nmnat, whose product is annotated as nicotinamide/nicotinic acid mononucleotide adenylyltransferase 1. NCBI's taxonomy places the organism in Eukaryota, Metazoa, Arthropoda, Insecta, Hemiptera, Aphididae. Gene Ontology annotation, biological process: NAD+ biosynthetic process. The transcript has 7 exons. The record is from RefSeq and is a predicted model, not a curated record. Bases 357 to 1316 code for a protein of 319 amino acids. Gene Ontology annotation, molecular function: nicotinate-nucleotide adenylyltransferase activity; nicotinamide-nucleotide adenylyltransferase activity.
AAAAUUAUUAUUAAUCUGUUAUUAUCUUAGUCUGUGGCCUCAAGCCUGUGCCUUGUGAUUUUUAGUGAUUAGUGAUUAUAAACGGUGAUAAUAAAACGAUGUAAAUACUAUAUAAAUAGUAGGUAUGCAAUUCGAAACGAAUCAGAAAUGAGUAAUGACUUCAACAAUAAUUAUGAUCUCUGUGACUCAGUCCACUUACUACUAUUAGUACUUAGUAACUAGUAACUUUUAACAUUUAGAAUAACCAAUUUUAAUUCUGACUAGAUCUAAUUUACAAGUUUUGUGAUUUACUAUUUUCAGAAAUUUAAAUUUAUAACUUUUUGAUAAAUAAAAAAACUUUCCUUAAAUGCUUAAAUAUGUUUUUGGACAAUAAAAAUAUAAUAUUGCUGUCAACUGGAUCUUUUAACCCACCAACAAAUAUGCAUUUGCGAAUGUUUGAAAUCGCUCGAGAUCACUUAAAUCGUUUGGGAUUCACUAUUUGUGGAGGUUUAAUAUCACCUACUCACGAUUCGUAUAAAAAAAAAGAUCUAGCUCCGUCAUUACAUAGAUGUGCAAUGAUUGAGCAAGCUCUUGUUGCACUACCUUGGGUGAAGUUGUCUGAUUGGGAAGUAAAACAAAAUGGUUGGACAAGAACGAGACAAGUACUACAAUAUCACCAGAAUCAUCUCAAUAUGAUAAUCACUUCUAGACUAAAUGGUUCAAUUAAAGUUGAUACUUCAUUAUUACCAGUCCAAUUAAUUGAAAAUCUCAAUGUCAGUGAUUCAAAUCAAAACACAGCAGUGAAUGUGAGACUUUUGUGUGGCGCUGAUUUAUUGGAAUCUUUUGCUGUUCCAGGUUUAUGGAAUGACGAUGAUAUAGAAGCUAUUGUUCGAGAUUAUGGUCUGGUUGUUGUUAGUCGUUCGGGAUCUAAUCCACAUAAAUUUAUUUAUGAAUCUAAUGUUCUAACUAAAUAUAUGGCAAACAUAAUUGUUGUAACUGAAUGGAUAGCAAAUGAAGUUAGCUCAACAAAAGUACGUAGAGCUUUAUCUCGCAAUGAAAGUGUGAAAUUCCUUAUUAGUGAGUUGGUUGAAUCUUAUAUCAAAGAACACGGUCUUUAUGAAACGCUAAACCAUAAGUAUUUGAAUAACGAUACAUUUGAUGUAAAUUUGAAAAGUACUUUCUUGUUAUCCUCUCCUAGCGAUAACACUAUAAAGAUACAUCCAAUGGAUGAUAAAAAACUUAAUAUUGAUGAACCUGAUAAUCUACAUUGUACUGAAAAAAGAGUUACUAAUUGUAAAAACUCUAAGGUGAAAAGAAAGAGAAAACGCUAUCAGUAAAUCAGAUACUCUGUUUAGAAAUUUAGUAGUCAAUCAAUUGUUUUGUUGUUUACUAAAUUUUUUUUAUUAAUUUAAAUUUAAAAUAGUUGCAUGAAUGUUAAUUCCAUGAUUUUGCCUGUUUCUAUUAUUAGUGUUGAUGUAUGAGUAGGUAUGGUGUUUAAAAUGUUUUUUUAUAUGUACUUACAUUAUUUGUUUUUUAAUAAAUUAUUUUUAAUGUGUUAUUAUUAUUUUUAUUAUUUUGUAUUAUAAUAUAUAUUUUGUACUGUUAA